Messenger RNA from Cetraspora pellucida, 350 nucleotides. Lineage: Eukaryota; Fungi; Glomeromycota; Glomeromycetes; Diversisporales; Gigasporaceae. The record is from the annotation of a GenBank genome assembly.
UGCAGUGGAAUGUUCACAAGAAACUUGCAAUCAUUACAUUUCUUGAAAAGCACUCUAGUAAUAGUGUUUGUGCAACUGCUACACAUUUCAAUAUAGAACCAAAGCAAUUAAAUAACAGAAGACCACCAAAGUAUCCUGAAUUAGAAAAUAAAAUUUAUGGUUGGGUAAAAGAUUUGCGAAGUGCACUUAAACCUGUAACACAAUCAAUGAUAUGGCAUUAUUAUAAUGAUUGGCUAGAUAAUGGUAUUAUAACUUAUACUAAGACAGGUCGUAUUCAAUGCCCUGCAUAUAAUUUGGUCACUCAAUGGAUACUUCAGACAUGGAAUAAUACUGAUUCUAACCUUAUAUGA